AACACAGCUCCUCCACAAUUCCACUAAAUCCGUUUCAAACUUUUCCCAAACACAACGCAAAUCCAAAGAGCAAAUUCGAGAUCAUCAUAGGAUAAUCCCACGCCACUAAACAAUACACAAGAUGAUGAUGCUCAAUCCGGCGUCCGGGGCGGCAGCGCUGGAGAGCAUCCGGCACCAGCUCCUGGAGCUGGAAGAGCCGCCGGCGCCGUCGCGGCCGGCGUACUGCCGGAGCACGAGCUUCGGCAGCCUCGUGGCGGACCAGUGGAGCUCGUCGCUCCCGUUCCGCCCCAACGACGCGGACGACAUGGUGGUCUACGGCGCCCUCCGCGACGCCUUCUCCUGCGGCUGGCUCCCCGACGGCUCCUUCGCCGCCGUCAAGCCCGAGCCCCUGCCUUCCUCCCCGGACUCCUACGACAGUUCUUGCUGCCUCGGCACCUUCCUCGCGUCGCCCGGGCCACCAGAGACGCCAACGUCGAUGGGGACACAGGAAGAUGAGGCCGAGCUGGUGCAGUCAGCGGCGGGGAACUCGAGCUCGAGGGGGAAGCACUUCAGAGGGGUGAGGCAGCGGCCGUGGGGCAAGUUCGCGGCGGAGAUCCGGGACCCGGCCAAGAACGGCGCGCGCGUGUGGCUCGGCACCUUCGACAGCGCCGAGGACGCCGCCGUGGCGUACGACCGCGCCGCCUACCGCAUGCGCGGCUCCCGCGCGCUCCUCAACUUCCCGCUCCGCAUCGGCUCCGAGAUCGCUGCCGCGGCAGCCGCUGCCGCCGCCGUGGGAGACAAGCGUCCGUGUCCCCAACCCCAGCCGGCGAACUCCGACUCGUCUUCUCCAUCCUCCUCCAGCGGCACCUCAUCCGGCUCCGGGCCGUCGAAACGGAGGAAGAGAGGCGAGGCUGCGGCCGCGUCCAUGGCCAUGGCCUUGGUGCCGCCGGCGCCGGUGCAGGCUCCCGUCCAGCUGACCCUCCCGGCCCAGCCAUGGUUCGCCGCAGGUCAUGUCCAGCAGCUAGUGAGCUAAGCGGGGGCACGGAAUCAGUGGCCGUUCUCGUGAGUGAUAAGUUGCUUGUAUCGAGCAAGUUGAGGAACAGAGCAUCCAGAAGGGGUCAAUGGCGUAAUGCAUUGCUCAAAGAAACGCCAUGGGUUGGAGGCAAUCACAUAAACGUGGCAAUUGACCCAUUGUAAUCAGGGUGUUCAUGGGUCUCAUGUGUGUGGUGCCGUGUGAAAUUUGUCGCUAUGGGUUAUUAGCAUGAUGGCAUCGGCACAUUAGCAAGUGGUGCAGCGAAAUCUGGAAGCUUGUUUGUGAGAGUUGCUUAAUUGAGAGUGCAAGACUUGCACAAGACAAUGGAGAAUAUUCUUUGUUCAACUCUUCUUUGGUACUGUAUCUCAUCAGUGAUUCCUUCCAUACAUUGUCAGGUUUCUCGUUCAUGGUCUAACUAAACGACAUGAUUAAUAUUA
Brachypodium distachyon (stiff brome) is the source of this 1449-nucleotide messenger RNA. RefSeq names its product ethylene-responsive transcription factor 1. Gene Ontology annotation, biological process: regulation of DNA-templated transcription; ethylene-activated signaling pathway. The record is from RefSeq and is a predicted model, not a curated record. The coding region runs from base 122 to 1012 and encodes 296 amino acids. NCBI's taxonomy places the organism in Eukaryota, Viridiplantae, Streptophyta, Magnoliopsida, Poales, Poaceae. Gene Ontology annotation, molecular function: DNA binding; DNA-binding transcription factor activity. The transcript has a single exon.